AUGUUUAAACAUUGUUCGUGGAAUGGAAAACCAUUCAACUGUUGCAGACAUUUUCAACCACACCGAUUCAUCAUUGAAAAUCCCUGUUUUUGCAUCAAUUCUCUACAAACAAUUAACAAGAAAAAGAAAUUAGUCGUAAGCCAUUUUUCAAAAAAUGGAGAGUUUAAAAUGGAAUUCAAUGAGCCAGUUGAGAUUUCACUGCACAGUUCGGUAGACGUACGAUUUGGGGAGUUACAGCAACAAUACGUUACGAUAAACGCUGGCGACGAAAUGGAACUGUUGUAUACGACCCGUCAAGUCGUCGAGCACGUUUCGUUGGUAGCUUUGGACUUGACCAGACGCGGAUGUUUGUUGCAAGACGAGAGGAAGUUAUUUCAUCACCCCGUUUACAGUAAAUCCGCCUGUUUACUAGAGUGUGCUCUGCGCCAACCCGAAGUAUACGCUAAAAAUUAUACGUUGUGCGAUUGUCCUCCAACAUGCGCAGAAAUGGAAAUAAACGCCGUAUGGAAUGGAACCCAGAGAUCGAUCGAUAAUGUUACAAGAAGCAUUCUCACGAUGACAAAACCAGCAACGGAACGAUUGGUAAUGAAAGCCAGAAAAGAUUACGUUGAUUUAAUAGGUAAACAUUCUUAA
Molecule: messenger RNA, 633 nt
Organism: Macrosiphum euphorbiae (potato aphid)
Lineage: Eukaryota; Metazoa; Arthropoda; Insecta; Hemiptera; Aphididae
Source: the annotation of a GenBank genome assembly